Chaetomium globosum CBS 148.51 is the source of this 1497-nucleotide messenger RNA. RefSeq lists its product as uncharacterized. The transcript is spliced from 2 exons. Gene Ontology annotation, molecular function: transmembrane transporter activity. Gene Ontology annotation, biological process: transmembrane transport. Gene Ontology annotation, cellular component: membrane. NCBI's taxonomy places the organism in Eukaryota, Fungi, Ascomycota, Sordariomycetes, Sordariales, Chaetomiaceae. Bases 1 to 1497 code for a protein of 498 amino acids. The record is from RefSeq and is a predicted model, not a curated record.
AUGCUGUCGUCCGUGUUUUUGAUGCAGCCGGUCGGCCAAGCGCUGGCUCAAAUCGUGGGCGUUUGGGUUCUUCUAGGCGAGGACGCUGCUCAUGGCCUCCACGACCUGCAAUGUGGCCUCGACUCGCUGCAUGAAGAGGAAUGCAAGAAGAUCAUUGACGGCACAUGGCGCAUCGUCAUCGGCUCUGGCGCCGUGCCCGCCCUCCUGGCCAUCAUCUUCCGCUUCUUCCUGUACGACUGCGGUCUCUACACCCUCGAGGUCAAGAACAAGCCCGGAAACGCUUUCAGGGACACCCAACGAGUUUACGGCCCGCCGCCCUCCACCAACGGCAUGCCCUUAUCUCCCACCGGCGGUGCAAACUACCCUGAAACGGAGGCGAUGCCCCUUCAGUUCUCUUUCCAAGAUCUACACGACUACUUCAUCAAGGACAAGAACUGGUAUUACCUCGUCGGCACCUCCAUGACCUGGUUCUUCCUCGAUGUAUCCUUCUAUGGGUUCAGUUUGGAUAACCGCGGCACUCUGGCCGACCUGUGGGCAACGACUGACCGAAUCCCUAUCGACUCGAACCUUGCAUGCUGGAAUUCCACCCUUGUGAACGGGACCUCCCUUGUUCGUGACUGGCAGAAAGGCGGCCUACCGACUUGGCAAACCGACCGCACGAAACCUUGCAACACCAUCUACGAGACCAUCAUCGAGCAAACGAAGCAGUACCUCCUCACCGUCUCACUCGCCUCCAUCGCGGGCAGCGCCUGCUUUAUCUUCUUCGCCAACCGGAUCCGUCGCCGAGAGUGGCUGACUUCCUCCUUCUUGAUCCUUACUGUUCUCUUCCUCGUCACGGGUGGCGUCUACUACGGCGUUGCCCACGGAUCAGGCGCCCCCGCAACCGUUGUGUGCGUGGCCAUCUGCCAUUUCGUCUUUAACUUUGGCGCCAACACCCUCACCUUCAUCAUCCCCGCCGAGAUCUUCCCCACCACCUACCGCAGCACCUGCCACGGCAUUUCCGCCGCGGCCGGCAAGCUGGGCAGCAUCGUCGCCGUGCUCGUCGUCUACGGCAUCAACUCGGGCUACAACUCCACCACCCGCCAGGGGCUCAUCUUCCUGCUCUUCGCCACCUUCAUGGCCCUCGGCGCCAUCUACUCGUGGGCCUACCUCCCCGACGUGCAGCGCCCCGUGUACGACGGCGGCGACGGCAGCGACGGUGGUGGUGGUGGUGGCAAAAAGCGCCUCGAGACGCGCACGCUGGAGGAGCUGGGCGAGGGUUAUGUGCGGGCUUGUCAGGAGGGGCAGGCGAUUGGGGUGAGGGAGAAGUGGGGGUUGUUGAGGGCGCAGCUGCGGCAUCGCGCGGGGAGGAAUAGGGAGCGCAGUGGGAUGGAGGAGAUGGGGAGGGGGGUGAGUACGCCGCCUUCGGGGGGGGUGGUGGUGGUUGAGGGGAGGGCUGGGGGGGGGAGGCCGCUCGCUGCGGAGCCGGUGGAGGUGGAUGGGCGUGGUAUUGCGUGA